Messenger RNA from Rattus norvegicus (Norway rat), 3029 nucleotides. NCBI's taxonomy places the organism in Eukaryota, Metazoa, Chordata, Mammalia, Rodentia, Muridae. The record is from RefSeq and is a predicted model, not a curated record.
CGGACAUGCAGAUCAGGAUUCAUCAGAUUGGACCAGGAAUGGUUCAGCAAAUUCAGUCAGUGUGCAUGGAGUGCCAGGGUCAUGGAGAAUGCAUCAGUCCUAAAGACAGAUGUAAAAGCUGCAAUAGAAGAAAGAUAGUUCGAGAGAGGAAAGUUUUAGAAGUUCACACUGAUAAUGGCAUGAAAGAUGGUCAGAAGAUAACAUUCCACAGUGAAGGAGACCAAGAACCAGGACAGGAGCCAGGGGAUAUUAUCAUUGUGUUAGAUCAGAAGACCUUUUCCUGUCUGUGGACGUACAGCUGGUUGAAGCAUUGUGCGGCUUCCAAAAGCCAAUAUCUACUCUUGACAACUUAACCAUAGUCAUCACCUCUCAUCCAGGUCAGAUUGUCAAGCAUGGGGAUAUAAAAUGUGUGGUAAAUGAAGGUAUGCCAAUAUACCAUUGGCCAUAUGAAAAGGGACGUAUAAUCAUUGAGUUUAAUGUAAACUUUCCUGAAAAUGGCUUUCUCUCUCCCGAUAAACUCUCUUUGCUGGAAAAACCCCUUCCUGAAAGGAAGGAAGUAGAAGGAACUGAUGGAAUGGAUCAGGUAGAACUGGUGGACUUUGAUCCAAAUCAGGAAAGACGGCGUCAUUAUAAUGGAGAAGUGUAUGAGGAUGAUGAACAUCACCCCAGAGGUGGCGUUCGUUCAGUGUCAGACCUCUUAAUGGGCCAGUCACUCUUUGACCUUCUGUAUGCAGUAGUGAAUGUGGGAAGGACUGUAAUCAUAAUAUGCUCACUACUUGACCAUUGUUUUUGUUUUAAUAUUCAACUAUAGUAGUGUUUUAAGAGUUAAGUGAAGAACAAACACAAAUAUAAAAGUUCUGACUUUGCCCUGUAUGUGUGAUGACUUUAAUGUUCAAGAUGAAAAUGAAUACUUGUAAAAACUUGUUUAAAAAGUUCCUUAGCAUCUAUUAGGCCAUAUCUUGUGUAACUCAUAAUAGCUGUGUACAUUAGACUGAUAUGCUAACUAUGUGUUGUUUGACCCUUCGUUGUUUAGCUAUGGAAUUAAAAUUCUGUAUUUAACUGAUUAAAAAUAAAAGGAAGGAGAAACUGAAGCUUAAGUGCAUUUGAAUAUGCUCAAGAGGAGACACUAGAAACAGAAGUGAGAGUCUAAUGGGGCAGGGAGAAUUUGUUCAGCAAUGUUUCCAGAAGACAGGAGGUAUGGGCUUCAGAGCUGGAAUCCUCUUCCUUUUCUGUUCUUUCUAUCCACCUCCCCAUCAUCUCAUUGGUGCCUGGGCAGAAGGAACCAGGAUCUAGAGAAAGCAGGUAAAGCAAACUGCCCAUAUUAUGCUAAGGCAGAACUUCUGGCAGACUAUUUACAAAAGAAUCUUCCUGACUUUCGGAUUUUUAAGAUCACGAAACAUCCUGACGAGUGGGAGGAGUGGCUGGAAGAUGUCUGUGAAAGGAAUAUGUGGGACCACAGAAUCUCCCCCAUUAUCUGGAGAGAGUUGCUGGAUCGUGGAGGCAAGGGCUUGCUUUUGGGAGGAUACAAUGAGUUUCUGGAACAUGCCCAGCUUUACUAUGGCAUCACUUCCAGCAUGACGACAGAGCUGAUGAUGAUCAUCGCCCAAGAAAACAUGGAGACACAUACAGAACAAGAGUUAGAUAAAGAAAACUUGAAAGACCUCAUCAGUCCCUUGCAGGUCUGGAUUACCAGUGCAGGUUCUCGUGUGUGCUGCCACUUAAUUCCCCUCUUGCUAAGUGGGGAAGUGUUCGGGAUGCAGGCAGAGAUCAGCCUGACCCUGUUUGACCAGGAGCAGAGGAGGGAAUGCCUCAGUAACAUAGUGAUGGAAACUGAGAAUCUGGCCUCCCCAGUCCUGCGCACUGUCUCCUUCUGCACGACGGUAAAGGAUGCCUUCCUUCAGGCUGAAGUCAUCAUCAUCCUGGAUGACAGCACGGACGAGGAAGUGUACAACAUGGAGAGCUGCCUUCGAAGCAGGGUACCACUGUGCCGCCUCUAUGGUUACCUGAUAGAGAAAAAUGCUCACAAAUCUGUCAAAGUCAUCGUGGGAGGGAAAAGCUUUCUGAAUCUGAAAACAACUUUGCUCAUACAAUAUGCACCUAGCCUCGCAAGCAACAUCAUCGCAGUGGCUCUGGGGUUAGAAGGCCAAGCAAAAGCAGUACUGGCCCGAAAGAUGAAAACAAUUCCAUCCAGAAUCAAAGAUGUGAUAAUUUGGGGUAAUAUCACUGGAAAUAACUACGUUGAUCUGAGGAAAGCAAAAGUUUACAACUAUGAGAGUGCUAUUAGGGGACCUCCUGGAUAUUACCACUCUGUGUUAAGCUUGAUUUUUGACAGAGAGUGGAUAACAAAAGAGUUUGUGAGGACGCUUAAAGACUUGAGCAGCACUGGAAAACAAUUUGGAGGCAUUUUGGCAGCACACAGCAUAGCCACCACCCUGAAGUACUGGUACUAUGGCUCACCACCUGGAGAGAUCGUUUCCUUGGGUGUAAUGAGUGAAGGCCAGUUCGGCAUUCCUGAAGGGAUUGUCUUUUCUAUGCCAGUGAAAUUUGAGAAUGGAACUUGGGUGGUCCUUACUGAUUUGGAAGACCUUUCGCUCAGCGAGAAGAUAAUAAACAGGCUCACAGGUGAUCUGAUUCAGGAGAAACUUGUUGCAUCUGGAGACUUAUUAACUUUUCAACCAAUUGAAGAAGAUCCCAAAGAUAACACGCCUUCUCCUACAGGCCUGAAUGAAGAAAAGGAACAAGCUGAGUCUGACAGUCCCCUUUCAGUCACUGAACCAAACCAAAUGCAGGAAGCCUGGCUGGAGGAAGAGGGGAACAAAGACUCUGAUGUAAAACAUGGGGACCGUGAAAAGCUUCAACCAGAACAAACAUGACGGAAAGACAGAAAGACUGGCGAGUGUCUGCACUUAGGGAAAAGCAAUUAAAUGAAACAGGCCCCAAACCUGGUAGAGUCACAUCCUACCACUUUUGCCAAUUACUGUAUGUCCUCAAAAACAAAUGAACACAAACCACUGUUUUAAAGACUUUAA